GCCGUUCGACGACCGUUUUUUCCCCCGCGGCGGUGUCCGUCGGUUGAACCUCCGCGGCGCGAGUUUCGUUUCGGUCCGGUUAUAUUUUCGCAUUCGUUUCCUUGGCGAACGGGUGUUUCGAUUUAACACGUUUGCGGUUGCACCGGAUAGAUAGAAAUGUCCACACGCCUUACCGAUGGUUAAAAUGUUAUUAUGCGAUCGUGUGCGGAUCGUGAAACGAAGAGAAUUCGGUUUAGUGCGUGCGAUUGGUCCGACGACGGAAGGAUAGUCAGACGGUCGACGUCUUCGUAUUGCAUCCGACAUUACUGAAAUUCAAGACGUACUAUUUGAAAAAUGAACUUCAAAUAUACAUCGUAGCAGUCCAAUGUCUUGUACAUUCACUAAGUGUGUACCGAAUAACUUGAAUUAGGGCCAGUGCGGUGGCGGCGGCGGGAGAAUGAUGAUAAACGACACGGCGGUGUUGAUGAUGAUGACGACGGUGAUGGACGGCGGUGGGGCAUCGGCCGCGACGACGACGACGGCGGACGUUUGCGCGGCGCCAGUGAACGGGACGCUGGCGGGCAGCAGCAGCACGGCCGUCGCGCUGGUGACGGUGAUCGCUGUGGCUACGGUGCUGAUCGUGGCCACGGUUUUUGGCAACAUACUGGUGAUCAUGAGCGUAGUGCAGUAUCCGCCGCUGCGGUCCGUGCCGAACAUAUUCAUCGUGUCGCUGGCCGUGGCCGACCUGAUGGUGGCCAUCGGCGUGCUGCCGCUAAACGUGGUGUACAACGUGACGGGCGUGUGGCUGUUCGGCGGCGUGGUGUGCAAGCUGUGGCUGACGUGCGACGUGCUGUGCUGCACCGCGUCCAUACUGAACCUGUGCGCGAUCGCGCUCGACCGUUACCGGGCCAUCACGCAGCCGAUCGCGUACGCGCAGAAACGAACGGUGUCCCGGGUCAUGUGGACGGUGGCGUUGGUGUGGAUCGCCAGCGCGGUGAUCAGCUCGCCGCCGCUGAUCGGCUGGAACGACUGGCCGGACGUGUUCGACGAGCGCACGCCGUGCGCGCUCACCACGCACCCGGGCUACGUGGUGUACUCGUCCAUGGGCUCGUUCUACAUACCGCUGAUGGUGAUGAGCAUCACGUACCUGCGGAUAUACAUAGCCACGCGGCGGCGGUUGCGGCGCCGGGCCAAGCAGGUGGCCAUGUCGCACGGUGGUGGUGGCCAAGCGCAGCUGUCGCACGACGCUUCCAAACGGACGGCGGCCGGCGGCAAAAAGAAGGUGGCCGCGGCCGAGGCGACGGGUGACUCGGCCAGCAGCAGCGACGAGGUGGACGCGGCCACCAGCACGGGUGGUGGCGGCGGCGGGACGGCCGCGGCGCAUCAUCAGCAGCAGCAGCACCAGGGCGGCAGCAAGCACCGGGGGACGCCGCCACGAGCGAGAGCCGCCACGUCCGUCGGCAAGCACGUCAACCAGCUGCUGGAGCACAAGCAGCGCAUAUCGCUGUCCAAAGAGCGGAAGGCGGCCAAGACGCUGGGCGUCAUCAUGGGCGUGUUCGUCGUCAGCUGGCUGCCGUUCUUCGUCAUCUACCUGUUUUUCCCGUUCUGCAAGUCGUGCUGCCCGCCGUCCAAGGUGCUCGUCAACGUGGUCACGUGGCUCGGAUACCUUAACUCCACCGUCAACCCGAUCAUCUACACCCGGUGCAACAUGGACUUCCGGCGCUCGUUCAAGAAGAUCCUGCACAUGGACAACAGUAACCAGCAGCACCGCUGAUGUUCGGCCACGGCGACGGCCAACGCGGUAAGCUGCGGCCGUGCCACCGAUUCGGUCAUCGUCUGAUCGACCGCGUGUGUUCUCGUGGCCACUCGACUUAACGUGGACGGCUACGCUUUCUUUCGAAUGUUCGCGCGACCGUCGUCCGUACAAUAAUACUUCCGGGGGAUGAUGUACUCGUGUUGGCGGAAAAAAAAUACCAAAGACACGGCUGUAUACCAAUAUUAUCUGAUAUAUUUGGUUUUUUUUCAUAAUAUAUUAUUAUAUAAAUGUAAACGUAUAAAACAUUCAAUUCCAAAGAAUAAUAAUAACAUAAGGAGCGCUUAUAUCAGAAGGGAAUAAUACCAGUCGAGUGCCCAGAAGGAAGUUCGUAUAGAUGUUUUUUGUUAACGCUUUUCAAUUCGGUUCGAUAAUUGUAUCGUUCUCAAUCUGUUUUUAACCAAAAAUAUAUACUUAGCAAGUAAACGACGAUCGGUAGAAGAGAAAAAAAUCGUAUUACGUUUACAUCAAAUUUUAUUUCACGUUGAAAAUAAAAUGAAAUACUUAAUGUUAUAAUAUAGUAACGAAUAUGGUUGUUAUGUUUCGCAUAAUCUUAUCAAUUGCACGUGGAAUUUAAGUCGACACGUAGAACAUUUAUUUUUUCAGGGGUUGUCGAAAGUUUGGGAUAAAAAUAUAUCCAAACGAAUUCGAUUCCUACAGAAUUUCAUACGUUAUUCAAUACGUUUUUCAACAAUGUAUUCGCUGUACAAUAUCCACCAUGAAUAAUAAUUCAUUAUCACGCCUAAGUUCACGAAAACCGCUACGAAGACAUUUUUUAUUAAUAAUUUUUUAUUAAUAAAAAAAAUACAAAAUAAUACUAAUUCAAUAAGUUACU
This is a messenger RNA of Sipha flava (yellow sugarcane aphid), 2627 nucleotides long. RefSeq names its product octopamine receptor (gene Oct-TyrR). Gene Ontology annotation, molecular function: octopamine receptor activity. Gene Ontology annotation, cellular component: membrane. The transcript is spliced from 3 exons. The record is from RefSeq and is a predicted model, not a curated record. Gene Ontology annotation, biological process: adenylate cyclase-activating adrenergic receptor signaling pathway. Bases 437 to 1753 code for a protein of 438 amino acids. Lineage: Eukaryota; Metazoa; Arthropoda; Insecta; Hemiptera; Aphididae.